Messenger RNA from Boleophthalmus pectinirostris (great blue-spotted mudskipper), 2406 nucleotides. RefSeq names its product inner centromere protein A-like. The coding region runs from base 250 to 1986 and encodes 578 amino acids. NCBI's taxonomy places the organism in Eukaryota, Metazoa, Chordata, Actinopteri, Gobiiformes, Gobiidae. The record is from RefSeq and is a predicted model, not a curated record. The transcript has 3 exons.
UACACACACUUUUCAAAAUGGCACCCUAAAUACUCUACUAACUUCAACAAAAACAUCAGAAUACUCAAGCUUUUAGACUUGGACCCAGUGAAUUUGAUAAUGUAUGGGUCUGUGGCAGCCUCAAGGAAGAGACCCAGCGUUACACCAGACCAAAAGCAGGACUAAAGCAGGACUACAGCAGGUCUUGUGUAUGAGUCUCAUUUCUUGGAUCUGUCUCGUGUUUUUGUGUCAGACUGAGCAGAUCUGGACAUGGCGAGUCCCGGACCGCUGGCGCCUCCUCAGGUCGUUUUAUGGGAGGCAUUCCUCGGCCUGGAGUCUCAGGGGGAGCCGCUGGAGCCCCAGGGGGAGCCGCUGGAGCCUCACGGGGAGCCGCUGGAGCCUCACGGGGAGCCGCUGGAGGAGCUGCGGAGCAUCGUGAGCGCUCGGUUAGCUGCGGCCGUGGAGGACAUUCUGCUCGCGGUGGAGAAGACUGUGGCGAGGUACCGACACGAGUUUGACCGGCAGAAGAUGCAGCGGGCCGGCGUGGAGGUGAAGGAGGAGCCGCCGGGAGCAUCCGGAGGUGUUGCAGAUCAACCUUUGAAGCUGGAGCAGAUUCAGAUCACUGAAGCCAUGGGUCCGGUGAAGGAGGAGCAGAUUCUGGUGAACAUCAGCCACACAUUUGUCAAAGAGGAACCCGGAACUUUUCCACUCAGCGCCCAGUUUCCCGGGGAUGCCAUUAAGGAAGAGACACAGGAGAUCCAAGCAUUCCCUCAGAGACACCACAAACUCGAGGAACCAGAGGAGGAAUGGCACAUUCUACUACGCUCCAAAACCCAACCGGACCAGAACCAGGACCCAGGUCUAAACCAGGAUCUAAACCAGGACCAAGGUCUAAACCCAGAUUUGGAGCAGGACUGUGAGGAGAGCAUGGAGUGGAACUUUGAGGGACUAUAUCCUGGAGGCAGAAGUACAGAAGGAACGGAACAUUCAUCUGAAAAGGAACCAAUUCCAAAACGAGGAACCGCGAGACCGGAUCAUUGUAACAUUGCCACAUUGAACCUGGACCCCAAGGUGCAACUAAACGGUGCAAUGCUAAACCAACUACCACUAAAUCAUGCAACGCAAAACCAACAAAAAGCUGCGCCGUUGGAUUCGGGGGACGAGGUAACAGAGAACUCCUCUGACUUUAGCGACUCUGAAACUGAACGCUCCAAAUCUGUCAAUGAAAGAUCGUUCGUUAUGACAUCACAGCGUUGUGUUCCUGCAUUUAAAGGAGAGAAGAAGGCGGAAAAGAGGAAGAAGCUUAAUCGCAGAAUGACAAAGAAGGGCGAAAAGGUGGUAGCUGUGAAGGAGAGCGGAGCUGAUGCGAGCCACACCUCCGCCACAUAUAAAAGGAUGGUUGAUUGGCAGCAGAAGGUAACUCCACCCUGUCCAACACCGCCCGGCCAAACGACUCCCCGCGAGACCCUGCCUGGCCAAACAAAGCCCUGUGAGACCUCACCCUGCCCCGUCUGCGGGAAAAGCUUCACGACUAAAAGAAGUCUGAGCCGACACCUGAGAGCGCACGCGAACCAAAGCAGGAAAGAAGGGAAGAAAGAGAGGGAGGCGACGAGAGGAGGAGCAGACAAGAGCAGGAAAGCAGAGGAGAAAAAGAGAGGGAGUGAGAUUGUGCAGAAGAGACAGGAAGAGGACAGAGAGAAAGGGAGGGAGAGAACGCAAGGGAGCAACAAGAAGAGAAAGAGACAAAAGACAAGAGGGGGAGUGGAGGAGAGCGAGAAGAAAGGGGGAGAGGGAGUGCAGAAGAGAGCAAAAGUGGAGGAGAUGAGAGUGGAGGAGAUGAGGGAGGAGAGAGCGAGGGGGGAGGAGAGAGCGAGGGAGGAGAGAGCGAGGGAGGAGAGAGCGAGGGAGGAGAGAGCGAGGGAGGAGAGGAGCAGACAGAUGCAGAGGAUGGAAACUGACAAUGAAACAGACACAGACCAAACCAGGGACUCCUCAGAUGAAAACUAAAACCUGCACAGCCCUGGUUUAGUCCUGGUUCACAAAAAAUAGAUCUACUAAAAACUUGAAAUAAGAUCCAAAACAAAGGACCUUAUCCAGGUCUAAACCAGGACUAAAACGAGAUUAAACAAGGGCUAACCAGGACGAAUGAAAGCUACAGUUCCAGCUUGUUGAUUUUUCUGAUGUGUUUUGAGUCUCAGGUUUUAUCUGGUUUUAUGUAUAAAGAAGAUGACUUUUACAAUUUUGCUCAUUUCAGGAAGGACUGUUUUUUUUUUCUUUUUUUUUUGACCAUUUUGAAUCUGUGAAACAUACUUACGAAUGAAGUUCCUCAUAACGUUCAGACUCCAGAGAAACCUUUCAGCUGUUCAUACCAAACUCAGGAAACAGAAGUCUCAUCUGUAAAUGUUGUGAAUAAAAUGUAUGAAAUUA